Molecule: messenger RNA, 1191 nt
Organism: Trypanosoma grayi
Lineage: Eukaryota; Euglenozoa; Kinetoplastea; Trypanosomatida; Trypanosomatidae
Product: GTP-binding protein
Exons: 1
Coding region: 1-1191 (396 amino acids)
Source: RefSeq, a predicted model, not a curated record
AUGCCUGUAUGGCAAAAGUCGAGACGGACGGGUGCUGCAGUUGCCCUCGGGUCGGGGAGCGAAACCGAGUCCUCGUCAGAGUCUGUAUCGUCGAGUGAGUUCCUACAACCGCAGUCAGGUUCUGUUACAGUACCGUCUCACUCGGGGAGUUCUUACCAAUGUGAGCUUCCACCAAAGCCUUCCAGACGAGCCAGCAUCAAGUCAGUCCCAGCGUUCGGUAUCGGGGCCGGUUCGGACUCCAACUCCCUUGUUGCAUUGUCCCUUGGUAAAAUUCUCACUCGUGGCAUGGCUUCAGGUCGCCAAUUUGCGCGCACACAGUCCAAUCCGGAGAUUGUGUCAAAAUCACGAAGAAAUUCUCCUGCCCGUAUUGCCCCUCCCAAAGGGGGUAAUUCUUUUGCGAUGACACUGCCUGAGCGGUACAAUAGAGAGACGAUGCGUGUGCUGGUUCUUGGGGCCCCACAAGUUGGGAAGUCCUCGUUAGUUAACAGCUAUCGAGCAGCUGUGACCAACAAUAUGAAAUGGCCCGCCGCGCCGGUUGGUAUUUGUGGAUUCUGUGGAACCACCACUGUAGACCCUUUCCCCAAUCACCCCACAGAGCCGACAUGGUUGUGCAUAGACACGCCUGGAAAGUACUAUGACGCCGAGGAGCAGCCACUUCUGGAGAGGUUGUUCAGUGGAGUGCCGUGGAAAACACGGCUUGCGGGAAAAGGUGCACUGCAGCCCGAGGAGGUUGAGCAGUUAGCCAUUGUCCCUGAAAAUGGAGCUCACCAGUGUAUCCUAGUUGUGCCUGCUACAGAUCUUGUGGAAGACAACGGCUGGUCGAGUGUAUUUCAGUUUAAAUCUCGCUAUGCCCCUGCGCCAGAUGCCGAAGGCGUAGUGAUGUGCUUAAGGAACCUUGUUUUCUUGGUUCGCUCCUUGAUGUAUGAUGCAUCCCCGUUUGUUGUGAUUUCAAAAAUGGAUCUCGUUGGAGGUGCUGGUAACACUUCGACUCGGCGCGUCAUCUCAUCACUGCUGAACCACUGUGUUCCCAUGAAUCGCUUAUACUUUUGUGCAUGUCCAGACGACCAAUCCUCUUACGAAACCAAAAGUCUUUUGAGACUGGAUCGUGAUACCCGUGAGAGCUUCCUUCGGCUGCACGAGGACUUGUCGUUGACUUUCCGCUGGCGAAAGUGUAUUGAAGGAUGCGCUUAA